GGGCCGGGCCGCGCCGAGCUCUGAAGGGGCGCGGGCGGUGCGAGAGCCCUGAGGGAGCGCGAGCGAGCCCUGAGGGAGGGGCGCGCGGCUCGCGCCGGCGCCCGCCCCGCAGCGCGGGUUCACCGCGGGCGCCGGGAGAGCGGCGCUGCCGUCGGCAGAGGCGGGGGCGGCGGCGCGGGGAUCGCCCCGCCGGCGAGGAGCAGCGGGCAGGGCGCUGGUACCCAGCCUGGAAACAGUUCCUCCCUCGCAUCGGAAAUUGCAGGCGGCUUUUCUAAACAUUCACGCGCACACAGAACCCCCAAAGAAAACCCCUGAUGGCGGUGAGCGGCGCAGAUCAGCUAAACGCGAUAAGACAGAUGAUUUUCUACUCUCGAAGUUGGUGCAUGUGCGGUUUUGGCCUCUGAUUGAUCUACUUUUAUUGCUCUGCAAUCAACUUUUCGAUACUCCGGAUCUGAUGUGGGUGCUGGUGCCAGAAGAAGAGGAUGAUUGAUGGGAAACAGACACCAGCCUAUAGAUACUCACCCUCUUCCUUGGGAUACUGAUUUAUCAGUGUGUCCAGGCAUCCCCUGCGAGCCCUGAACACGGAAGAUCACUCAGGGUUAUCGACAGUGUAGCUGAAGACCUGCAACUUCACAAAUUAUUAUCUGCUGUUGGACAUCUUGUACAAGAAGCCCUGACAGAUAAGUUAUAAGACGAAGGACAAGUGCUGCAUGGCUGUGAAAGGCUGUCAUCAGGGCCUGGGUGGCUUCUACCAAAGUCUUUAACAUAGUGAAACAAACAUCCUAUCCUAACGCUUCACGUUUGAGUUGGAACCUAUUUUAUAAAUAUAUACAUUCUCUGUACAUAUAAUCUCUAGACUGCAUAUACGCCAGCACUGAGCAUCCUUACGAAGCUGACAUAAAAGGAUUUAGAAAUGUAUUUGUCAAGAUUCCUGUCACUUCACACCCUCUGGGUUACUGUAUCCUCCGUGAUGCAGCACUACCCUUCUGUGUGGGGACAUUAUGAUGUGUGUAAGACUCAGAUUUACACGGAAGAAGGAAAAGUAUGGGAUUACAUGGCCUGCCAGCCAGAAGCCAGAGACAUGAUCAAAUAUGUAAAAGUGACUCUGGAUCCCCCAGACAUAACAUGUGGAGAUCCUCCUGAGACUUUCUGUGCAAUGGGGAAUCCCUACAUGUGCAAUAAUGAAUGUGAUGCAAGUACCCAAGAACUGGCUCAUCCUCCAGAACUGAUGUUCGAUCUGGAAGGAAGACAUCCCUCUACAUUUUGGCAGUCCACAACUUGGAAGGACUAUCCGAAGCCUCUUCAUGUUAAUAUUACACUCUCCUGGAACAAAACCAUUGAGCUUACAGAUAACAUAGUUAUCACCUUUGAAUCUGGCCGUCCAGACCAAAUGAUCCUGGAGAAAUCACUCGACUAUGGACGAACGUGGCAGCCCUACCAAUAUUAUGCCACUGACUGCUUAGAUGCUUUCCACAUGGAUCCAAAAUCAGUGAGGGAUUUAUCACAGCACACAGUCCUAGAAAUCAUUUGCACAGAGGAAUAUUCUACCGGGUACAUGACAAAUAGUAAAAUAAUCCACUUCGAAAUUAAAGAUAGAUUUGCUUUUUUUGCUGGACCUCGGCUUCAUAACAUGGCUUCUCUUUAUGGCCAGCUUGACACCACCAAGAAGUUAAGAGAUUUCUUUACCAUCACAGAUCUGAGGAUAAGACUGCUCAGGCCAGCAACUGGUGAAAUAUAUGUAGAUGAGCAACACCUGGCACGCUACUUUUAUGCAAUUUCAGACAUAAGGGUAUUCGGAAGGUGUAAGUGCAACCUUCAUGCUACUGGCUGUAAAGAAGAAAACAAAAGACUACUUUGUGAAUGUGAGCAUAACACAACGGGCCCAGACUGUGGAAAAUGCAAGAAGAAUUAUCAGGGCCGACCGUGGAGCCCUGGCUCUUAUCUGCCUAUACCUAAAGGCACUGCUAAUAUCUGUAUACCCAGUAUUUCCAGUAUUGGUAAUCCUCCAAAGUUUGAUAGGAUAUGGCCGAAUAUUUCUUCCCUUGAGGUUUCUAAACCAAACCAAGACUGUGAAUGCUUCGGGCACUCCAACCGGUGCAGUUACAUCGAGCUGCUCAAUACGGUCAUUUGCGUGAGCUGUAAGCACAACACUAGAGGUCAGCACUGCGAGUUAUGCAGGCUGGGCUACUUCAGAAAUGCUUCUGCAGAGCUGGACGAUGAAAAUGUGUGCAUAGACUGUUAUUGUAACCCUUUUGGUUCAGUCCAUGAUCGCUGUAAUGACAGAGGAUUUUGUGAGUGUAAGGAGGGAACUUCAGGGCCUAAAUGUGAUAAAUGUCUGCCGGGAUAUAUCUGGCACAGCUUGGGCUGUCAACCGAACGUGUGCGACAACGAGCUGCUGCACUGCCAGAACGGGGGGACGUGCAUCAACAACGUGCGGUGCCAGUGCCCGCCGGCCUACACGGGCAUCCUGUGCGAGAAGCUGCGCUGCGAGCGGGAGCCGGGCGGCUGCGGGCGCAGCUCGGCCCCGCGCGGGCCCGGCGGGCUCCGGCCGCUGCUGCCGCUGCUGCCCGCGCUGCUCGCGGCCCGCGCCCGCUGAGGCCUCCCCGAUCGACGGGACACAGCCCCGGCCCGCCGCGGCCGUCCCUAAGGAAAAACCAGUCACAGUAACCACGUACAAACUCUAGGAAGGCCGAACUGAACUAAGCCAUAUCGCUCAGUCACGGACAGGGCUGCGAGUGGAGGGCGCUCAGCUCGGACUCGAGACACGCUGGCAGCCGCCUGUUCUGUCCGAUCCAUCAGCUGCGGGACUGACGUGGCUUCCACAGCCCCCGGAAUGGGAGAGAAUCCGGCAACAUUCGCUCCUCCUCUCUGGUGCGCUCCCGUACCUCCGCCCGGUGUGUGGACUGACCAAACCAAGGCAUUCUUUGCUGUCAGUGCAUUGUGGGUAUAAGGAAAUCUGUAAAAGCUGCCAUAUUGGCCUGCUUCAGUCCCCAAAUCCUUUCCGACCUGUGCUUUAGUGAACGUUGCUCUGUAACCCUUGUUGGUUGAAAGAUUUCUUUGUCCGAUGUUAGUGAUGCACAUGUGUAACAGCCCCCUCAAUAAAACUCAAGCCAGUCAUAUCCUUGUAUACCUUAGCAGCACUGCAUCGGUAAGAUGCUGUGUUCACCUACUGUACAAGAGUGGCUAUAGGACAAAAAGUGUAUUUAUCCUUUUGUAUUCAAAUGAAGUUAUUUUUCUUGAAAUAAUGUACAAUGUAGAUUUUUUGUAUUAUUGCCUAUUUGUGUUACCAGACAAUUUAUUAAUGUAUUUAAUUCUAAUCAGGUAAGACAAAACUAUUACUUUUUAUUUAGUCCUUUUCUUUUUCCUUUCAUUUAAUUGUGCAGAGAUUUCUCUGUAUGGGCAACGUGCUGGCAUCAAAGAAUAUCAGUUUACAUAUAUAACAAGUGUAAUAAGAUUCCACCAAAGGACAUUAUAAAUGUUUUCUUGUUGCUUUAACACUGGAAGAUUUCAAAGAAUAAAAAUUCCUGCAUAAACA
Molecule: messenger RNA, 3535 nt
Organism: Taeniopygia guttata (zebra finch)
Lineage: Eukaryota; Metazoa; Chordata; Aves; Passeriformes; Estrildidae
Source: RefSeq, a predicted model, not a curated record